Molecule: messenger RNA, 2244 nt
Organism: Pocillopora meandrina
Lineage: Eukaryota; Metazoa; Cnidaria; Anthozoa; Scleractinia; Pocilloporidae
Source: the annotation of a GenBank genome assembly
GCUUGUACUAACGGCAACGGGUGCAAUGUUAUCAAGGCAGUCCCAAAAAUGGCAGCUGUUUUAUGGCAUGAAGUAAGUGCUUUCUUGUCGAACAGUCUUUGCCGUCCAGGCGAACAGAAAAUUUUGCAACACUUUACACGUGUAGAGGCCACAGCGUACAAAGUAGGUGCUUACGUUAGUACAACCUUAGACUGGAGCACCACUUUUAGCAACAUGCAGAGUACAGGAAAGAUAUUUUCGAAGUUAGAUGUACCAUCCGCUCUGAGCGCAUUUAACGAGUACGAAGAUGUAGCUAAAUUCGGUGUUCUGGCUUGCAACGAACUGAAAUCAGGGAAAAUGUGCCCUGUUGGUUAUAUAUACCUGGAAUAUGUGCUGCUUAAAAACUUACAGGAGGCUCGGAGACAUCCCACGAUUUCAUCACGAAACUUACGACAAGAGGGAAGACUUAACCACGGUCACAUCAUGGAGCUUAAAAAGGAUGCUUUGCACCAACUGAAACUUUUAGCAAGCAUCGAGGAUGUAGACGAACAAAUCAGAACACACUCUGGUGAAUUUUCCAAGUAUUUUACGACACUACAAAAAUACGACCAGGGUAUUGCCACAAAAGAUGUAGAAUUCAUUAAAGCCAAACUAGUAGAAUUUCAGGAAAAUUAUGACGAUCUGUUGAAGAAGUUUCAGGAAGACUUCGACCUCGUGAAGGAUGUUGCAAUUGGGGCUAAUAUUGCUCAACAGAUGGAAAACUUGUUUGCUGAAGGCCUCAGCGCUCUAGGAAAGGGUUUGGCCGAUAAUAUUAUAACAGGCGUCGAGAUUGUAAGUCUCAGCACCGAGGUUAACAACCUCAAGGCGGACACGUUGAAACUAAAGGAGUCUUUUGAGGAUAAUGCAGGCCAGAUAGUUAACCUGGAAGAGAUUGUCGAGGACAUUAAGUCCGGUAAUGGUGGAGACUCUGGGUUAGAGGGAUUAAAGUUCAUAGAAGCCUACGGUGGGUACACGCCGAAAGUUGAUGAAGAUCUACUGGAAAAAAAUAAUGAACUAUGGGCUGCUUAUAAAGGAAAAGCUUGUGAUCUCUUGGCUGGUCCAGAGGGCAUUGCUGCCUCUCUGGCGCAAACUGCUGUUGGUUUAACUUGCGAGAAGCUUGAUGGGACACUAGCUGAGUUCUUUGCAACUAGAGAAAGCAUUUUCAAUUUUCAGUUCGAUCAAGUUGAUGCGCUCGCCAAAAUUAUUCGCUCGCACAUUGGCACUGAGCUCGCGAAGACCAUUGAUAUCGAUACUAAUUAUGGACGCUAUAGCGAACUGAUGUUAAUCUUCUUCAAGACACAGUCAAGACUCCAGUCUGAGGCCUCCUUAUAUUGCGACAAGCUGGAAUACUUGAACCACGGCAAAACAAUUGUUGCCUGCUCCUCAAAAGAACUCUUUACUGAAAGUGAGAUAGACAGCUUAAUUGCAUACGAGCCUAACACAUUCUACGACAUUGAAGAGCGUUUUGUUUAUCUACCCACAAAACCGCAAUUUCCAGGAGACGAGGGUUACAUCAAUCUAGCUUCCCUCGCAUCAAACCGCAAAGUAACCUUCCGCCUGCCCGCCAAUGAAACAUGGCUGAACCACUUCAAUUGGUUAACAAGUGGGGAAAUCAUAGCACCCUUUGUGGAGAGUUUCAAGAUAUAUUUACCCCUCGAGGACUAUGCAGUAUUAACAACCAGAACGAAGCACUACAAAACACGCAUCCAGCUCACUGCGAAGGAGGGAAGCUUCGUAGAUGAAACCUCUAAACUGAAGUACGUGCUGCCUCUUGAAAAUAGCGAAUACGUCACUGUAUACGAAGAAGGAUACGACCCAGCAAAAUGCCCUACAGGAAAAGAAAUUGCAAAUCCCUACAGUCUCUGUGAUAACUUGCCUUUCAUUUGUGACACCACUUCCAGGGUAUCGAAAUCACGUGUCAUGCCCACUAUCUUGUCACGCUGGGACUUGAGUUUGUCUGUAGAAAGCGGUGCAAAAAGACUUAAUUGGCAUGAGCUCCACCCUGCCACUAAUCUUCUCGUAAUUGCAAAAGUAAAUCUACGUUUCCCACCUGGAAUCAGAAAGCGCUCCCGUGUUUAUCGAAGGGACGAAUCAGCGUUUGGAUGUUGCAGCAAUGCAAAUGAGUAUCGACCAGAAUGGAGAAGCAGCACAUGUACUGGAUGUCCGGCAGACUCGGAAAGCAAAAUGGGUGGAUAUUACUGUGAACGCACGCAGAAUACGAAAUAG